Molecule: messenger RNA, 4073 nt
Organism: Mauremys reevesii (Reeves's turtle)
Lineage: Eukaryota; Metazoa; Chordata; Testudines; Geoemydidae
Gene: CTNNA2
Product: catenin alpha 2
Exons: 19
Coding region: 1212-4073 (953 amino acids)
Biological process (GO): cell-cell adhesion; cell migration
Cellular component (GO): catenin complex; actin cytoskeleton; adherens junction
Molecular function (GO): cadherin binding; actin filament binding; structural molecule activity
Source: RefSeq, a predicted model, not a curated record
UGAAUAUGUUCCAGCAUUCCUGUUAUUUUGGAGAUAAAAAGAUACUAUAGCUAGCAAUGCAAAACUCUAUCAGUCAAAGGAAUGUAAAACCUUUCAAACUGUACCAUAUUUUGGCAUAUAUUCCUUGGGAACGUUAAGGUUAUGUUAACUUGUCAAGAUUACUGCAAAUAUAGUUGUGUAUUUUGGAGCAGAGGGUGAAUAAGUAAGGAAUAGACUUAAAUCUAGUGAUAUUCCUGAUGAGAUCGACAGACUUUAUUGGCUCUGUAGCUAACUAUUAAAAUGUAUUUGAUUUUUCAUUUCAAAUUUCAUGGUUAAUGUUAUAGUUUUGUAGCUCUCGUCUCUCCCUCCAUCCCAUCCCCCAACUAGGAGCAUAAAAAAUCAUAGAGAUUAACGGAAUUCCUCUUAAAGAUGCACAAACGUUGAGUUUGGUAGAAGAAAUGUUGCAGUCAAUCAUGUAACAGUAUUUAGGGACUGUUUGAGGAAUAAUGUACCCCCAACUGUACAUAAUAAGACUGUAAUUCCAUUAAUGGGUUCUGGUGACGACAUAAGCCACAAGAGUGCAGCUCUACUACCUUGUCAAUAUCACUGGAACUCAGAGGUGGAAUUACAACCUUAAUUUAUGUAUGUUUUGCAGGUUCCUUAUGUCAUGUUAACAUUGAAAAUGUGUGGGUACUGCUGAAAUGCCACAGAGCCACUUAAUUACUAGAGUUACUUAAUUAUCUUCUGUGCCAAAUAGUGUUUGUCAUGACAGCCUUCUAUAGGUACUGUACACUAUCUGUAUCUGUGGGUUUGGGGAAAUUUUCUCUCUACACUGCCCCAGCCACUCAGUUCGUUAGUUUUCAGGGCAGAGUGGACUCUCAAGAGUUGGCCAAAGAAGUGUAAGCUAUUUAUUCCUUUUCUGUACCCUUUGUUUACAAACAGCCCUCAAAAAGCAUAACAAAACAGAGGAGCUCUAUUUAUGCUAGGAUUCAUAACCCAAAACAAAGGAUAGAAACAAUAAAUACAGUAAGUAAUGUUAACAAAGAAUGCCAAUAUUAAACUAAUAUAAAAUUAUUUGUAUUAUAGUAGCAGUGUGGAACCUAAUCAGGUUUGAGGCUCUAUUGUACUGGCUCUGUACAGACAUAGAGGAAGACAGUUCUUCUCCCAAAGAGCUCGCAAUCUGAUGUAAAAGAAGAUACAAGAGGAGGUGACAAAAUAAAUGAUUGGGGAGCAUGACUUCUGCAACUUCACCUAUCAUUUUAAAAUGGGACCCCAAAAGCUUAGAAAUCAGGACUCUUACAGUAGAGAGGCUCUUGGAACCACUUGUUACACAGGUGACAACCCUUGUUAACACAAGCAACAAAGGGCCAUCUGGUAAAAAGAAAGGGCGAUCUAAGAAGGCACAUGUGUUGGCUGCUUCAGUAGAACAAGCUACCCAAAACUUUUUGGAAAAAGGAGAACAGAUUGCUAAAGAGAGCCAUGACCUCAAGGAGGAAUUGGUUGUUGCUGUAGAGGAUGUACGCAAACAAGGUGAAACAAUGAGAAUUGCCUCUUCAGAGUUUGCUGAUGAUCCAUGUUCCUCCGUGAAACGAGGCACCAUGGUGCGGGCUGCUCGGGCCUUGCUGUCGGCUGUUACUCGCUUACUCAUCCUGGCUGAUAUGGCUGAUGUCAUGAGGCUUUUGUCCCACCUGAAAAUUGUAGAAGAAGCACUGGAAGCUGUGAAGAACGCAACAAAUGAGCAAGACCUAGCAAAUCGUUUUAAAGAAUUUGGGAAAGAGAUGGUGAAACUUAACUAUGUGGCUGCCAGAAGACAACAGGAACUGAAAGAUCCUCACUGUAGGGAUGAAAUGGCUGCUGCUCGAGGUGCUCUGAAGAAGAAUGCUACUAUGCUGUACACGGCAUCUCAAGCGUUUCUCCGUCACCCUGAUGUAGCAGCCACUAGGGCCAACAGAGAUUAUGUCUUCAAACAAGUACAAGAAGCAAUAGCUGGUAUCUCUAACGCUGCACAGGCCACCUCACCAACCGAUGAGAACAAGGGGCACACUGGUAUUGGAGAACUUGCUGCAGCACUAAAUGAAUUUGAUAACAAGAUUAUUUUAGACCCUAUGACUUUCAGUGAGGCCAGAUUCAGACCAUCUCUUGAAGAGAGGUUGGAGAGUAUUAUCAGUGGAGCAGCACUGAUGGCAGACUCUUCAUGCACACGUGAUGACCGCCGAGAGAGAAUUGUUGCUGAGUGCAAUGCUGUACGACAGGCCCUCCAGGACCUACUUAGCGAGUAUAUGAAUAAUACCGGGAGGAAAGAAAAAGGGGACCCACUGAACAUUGCCAUUGACAAGAUGACCAAAAAAACAAGGGAUCUACGAAGACAGCUACGGAAGGCAGUGAUGGAUCAUAUAUCUGACUCAUUCCUGGAGACCAAUGUUCCAUUACUUGUUCUUAUUGAGGCUGCAAAGAGUGGUAACGAGAAAGAAGUGAAGGAAUAUGCUCAAGUUUUCCGUGAACAUGCCAACAAGUUAGUUGAGGUUGCCAAUCUGGCCUGUUCUAUCUCCAAUAACGAAGAAGGUGUGAAGUUAGUCCGUAUGGCAGCAACCCAGAUUGAUAGUCUAUGCCCACAGGUAAUAAAUGCUGCACUCACGUUGGCUGCCAGACCCCAGAGCAAAGUAGCUCAGGACAACAUGGAUGUCUUUAAAGAUCAGUGGGAGAAACAAGUGAGGGUUCUCACUGAGGCAGUUGAUGACAUCACUUCUGUGGACGACUUCCUCUCUGUCUCAGAAAACCAUAUUCUGGAGGAUGUGAAUAAAUGUGUGAUCGCCCUCCAAGAAGGGGAUGUUGAUACACUGGACAGAACUGCAGGUGCAAUCCGUGGCCGUGCAGCCAGAGUCAUUCACAUCAUCAAUGCAGAGAUGGAAAACUAUGAAGCUGGAGUUUAUACCGAGAAGGUACUGGAAGCUACAAAAUUGCUCUCAGAAACCGUUAUGCCACGUUUUGCUGAACAAGUUGAGGUUGCCAUUGAAGCUUUGAGUGCGAAUGUCCCACAGCCAUUUGAAGAGAAUGAAUUCAUAGAUGCCUCCCGCUUGGUUUAUGAUGGAGUUCGUGACAUCAGGAAAGCUGUUCUGAUGAUAAGGACCCCUGAAGAGUUAGAGGAUGAUUCAGACUUUGAACAAGAAGAUUAUGAUGUUCGCAGCCGAACGAGUGUUCAGACUGAGGAUGACCAGCUUAUUGCUGGGCAGAGUGCAAGGGCUAUCAUGGCUCAACUGCCCCAGGAGGAGAAGGCUAAGAUUGCGGAGCAGGUAGAGAUAUUCCACCAAGAAAAGAGCAAACUGGAUGCUGAGGUGGCCAAAUGGGACGACAGUGGUAAUGACAUCAUUGUGUUGGCAAAGCAGAUGUGCAUGAUUAUGAUGGAAAUGACAGACUUUACUAGAGGUAAAGGGCCAUUGAAGAAUACAUCUGAUGUCAUUAAUGCUGCCAAGAAGAUUGCAGAAGCAGGCUCUAGAAUGGACAAAUUGGCACGAGCUGUAGCUGAUCAGUGCCCUGAUUCAGCCUGCAAGCAGGAUCUGUUAGCAUAUCUACAGCGCAUUGCCCUCUAUUGCCACCAGCUCAAUAUCUGCAGCAAGGUGAAGGCAGAAGUGCAGAAUCUUGGAGGAGAACUUAUUGUAUCAGGGACUGGAGUUCAGAGCACUUUCACUACCUUUUAUGAGGUAGAAUGUGAUGUCAUAGAUGGGGGCAGGGCUAGUCAACUUUCUACCCACCUACCCACCUGUGCUGAGGGAGCUACGCUUGGGAACGGAAGCAGUGACUCCUCCACGCUGGACAGUGCUACGUCCCUCAUCCAGGCAGCUAAAAAUCUGAUGAACGCUGUGGUCCUUACUGUGAAAGCAUCAUAUGUGGCUUCUACGAAAUAUCAGAAGGUCUAUGGUACAGCUGCAGUGAACUCACCUGUUGUAUCUUGGAAGAUGAAGGCCCCUGAGAAGAAACCCUUAGUAAAGAGAGAAAAGCCAGAAGAAUAUCAGACACGAGUGAGAAGAGGUUCCCAGAAGAAACAUAUUUCCCCAGUACAGGCUUUAAGUGAAUUUAAAGCUAUGGAUUCCUUCUAA